CGCGAGUUGUUCAUAUGAAACGUAUGAAAUGAACUACGCUCGUUUCGACUCGUUGCUUUAGGAAUCAUGUUCAACGUCGGUUAACGUUAACAAGUUGGAAGUUUCAUUCUGCAGCAACUUUGGCUGGAGGGGAGAGAAGUGGCAGACGUGCAAUCUUGGAGUAAUUCCCUUGUUGGGUGGGCCGAGUGCGGGCAAACAGUGCAAGUCCGACCAGCGCCAUGGGCACCCCCAAGUCUGCCGUCCACCACAUGCAACGAGGCCAUUCAGCACUGAGUUGAGUAGCCCCAUCAUCGUGCCUUCGGUGCCAGGAGGCGCGGCUUCGUAAACGUACUGAGUGCACGCCGCCCAAGCCAAGGCAAAUGUGACGCCGUGUAGGAGCUCAAACGGCAGGGCCAUCCAAGCGCUGGUCAUCACGGCGUAGCAUGUGAUGCGAGCGCCGUAGGCUAAGAUGGACAGCAGCAGCGUGUAUACAAUCCCAAUGCGCUUGACAAUGGACUCCGCGAAAAAGAACGCAGGGAGCUCCGACAACGUCUCCAGCCAAAUCGCUGUACCAACGAUAGUCGUCGAGUUGCCAGACAGUUCGUACAGGUUCAACGAGAUGAACGACGCGAUAACACCGACCAUAAUCCCCAUGAGCAGAACCACAACAAGCAGCAGCAUGAGGUCGGCUUGACAACACACAUAGCGCAAGCUGUGCGCAAACGACGAUGGCAACGCGGAAGGAUCGGUGGGGUGAUCAUGGUGAUGGGGUUUGGGGGCUGGAAGGAAACUCAACGCAUAGAGAUUGGGGACGAGGAGGAUCAAGUGGAGGUGGAAGGCCCAGGAGAUGCCAUAGGCAUUCACGACCAAGCCCGUGCAGAAUGCACCAACGCCCCAUCCUAUGGCCCCAAAGAGCCGCUGCUUACCGUAUUCCCCUCCCACGCGCUGAACGAGGGCCAUCACUGCUUGAUCCAUGAGCGAGGCCGUGGGGUUCAUUUGAAAAUUGGCCAAGAACACAACCAAGCAAGUGACGGCGAAGCUGCUGCUUGUGAAUUGAAUCACGUACAUCAACCCCGUGCCGGAAACCAGGCAAAUGAUGUGCACCCAGCGCUGGCGGCCGACCAAGUCCGCCACAGCACCCCAGAGCGGCGGGGCAAGCAUCGAACACACGCAUGGAAUGGCGGCAAGAACGCCGAUUUGAAGCUUGUCGAAGUACGCAUUGUAGAAGACGGGUAGGUAGAUGACGAUGGUGCUGAGUGCCAGCCAGCUGAUUGUGUUGGUAACUUUGGCGGGCCAAAGGUCAUCUGGCAUGUUGCCUGUCAU
Messenger RNA from Aphanomyces astaci, 1302 nucleotides. RefSeq lists its product as hypothetical. The record is from RefSeq and is a predicted model, not a curated record. The transcript has 2 exons. The coding region runs from base 739 to 1215 and encodes 158 amino acids. Lineage: Eukaryota; Oomycota; Saprolegniomycetes; Saprolegniales; Verrucalvaceae.